Nilaparvata lugens (brown planthopper) is the source of this 492-nucleotide messenger RNA. RefSeq names its product LYR motif-containing protein 4 (gene bcn92). The record is from RefSeq and is a predicted model, not a curated record. Gene Ontology annotation, cellular component: mitochondrion; L-cysteine desulfurase complex. Lineage: Eukaryota; Metazoa; Arthropoda; Insecta; Hemiptera; Delphacidae. The coding region runs from base 131 to 382 and encodes 83 amino acids. Gene Ontology annotation, biological process: iron-sulfur cluster assembly. The transcript has a single exon.
AUGUAAUCCUACGACGACUCAAGAUUGCUCUUCAAAAUUUUUUGGUUAGCUUGUUAGCUUGUAGCUUCUAAUUUUAAGAUUGCAUUGGAGAAUCUUGCUAAUUUUUGAUAGUAUACUGAGACGAUUUGGAAUGUCUAUUUCAAAACUUGAUAUGCUGAGACUGUACAAAACUUUAUUAAGAGAAGCUGGAAAAUUUCAACUCUACAACUACAGAAUGUACGCUCUACGAAGGAUAAAAGAAGGCUUCAGGGAGAACAAAAAUAUUACCGGGUCCGAAAUCAACACAAAAUAUGAAGAGGGUCGCAAUAUUUUGGAAGUUAUUAAAAGACAGGUAAUAGUGGGCAAUCUAUAUGUUCCUCCUAAGCUCGUGAUUGAACAAUAAGAAUCCUUGUGCUAUUGAUUAAUAUUGGAAUUAUAUGAAAGCAUUCUUUGUUAGGAAUCACACUCUUGUAAAUAGCAAUUUUUGUAUACCAUUAUAAUCUAUGAACUGUU